UGACGUCAGUCUUCUGAAGAAGAUGGCGGCGUUGGAGAAGGCGGAAGUGUCGCAGCUCGGGCCGCAGCUUUUGCGUGUGUGAGCGCGGCCUGCUAAGUGGAGGAGUGCUCCACCCUCACCAUGAACAACAAGGAGAGCACCACCGAGUCUGAGAUGAAGGUGUUUCUGCCCAACAAGUUGCUUGAGUGUUUACCCCACACAACCAUCCUGCCCAAAGAACGACUGCGCUGGAACACAAACGAGGAAAUUGCAUCGUAUCUGAUAUCCUUUGACAGACAUGAAGAGUGGCUCUCUUGCACCCUGAAGACAAGACCACAGAAUGGCUCCAUCAUUUUGUACAACCGGAAGAAGGUGAAGUACCGGAAGGAUGGCUACUGCUGGAAGAAGCGGAAGGAUGGGAAGACCACACGAGAGGAUCACAUGAAGCUGAAGGUGCAGGGCAUGGAGUGUCUGUAUGGUUGUUAUGUCCAUUCCUCCAUCGUCCCAACAUUCCAUAGGAGGAGCUAUUGGCUGCUGCAGAACCCAGAUAUCGUGCUUGUGCAUUACCUGAAUGUUCCAUCCCUGGAGGAUUGUGGGAAAGCGUGCCGGCCGUUGUUGUGUGCGGUUGCUGACCGUCGGGACAAUCUGCGCUGGAGCCGUGAUGAGCUGCUGUCCCAACUCAGGCCUAUGUUCCACAGCAUCAAGUGGUCGUGUGGCAGUGGCGCCAACGGCACAGGCUCGGCAGCGGAACUGAGCAUCGAGCAGCUGGUGCAGCAGAUCCUGGACUCCCAGCAGACCAAACCGCAGCCCCGCACACACACCUGCCUGUGCAGCCCUGCAAUGGCCUCUGUGGGAGGUAACAUUCCUCACCGCUGUAACAGCACCAAGCACCGCAUCAUUUCCCCCAAGCUCCCGGCCCGGCCGUCCCCAUACCCGGCGCUCACCGAGGUGCAGAACCUGGCCGCUGAGAGCCCGGGUGCCACGUCUAGCCGCGACACCACGGGACUGGCCGAAGCCUCCGUGGCCGCCGAGAGGAAGCCCUUGGCCCACGGCAGACCGGCGGUAACCCAGGACAACCGGGCGACCGCGGGCUCCCCGAGCUCUUCCUCGUCCUCGUCCUCGUCCUCAAGCCCACCCCAGACAACGCAGCAUGCCCCGGCGACGGUGGCCCUGGGCAACGGCAAUGGUUUCUACGGCGACCAGCGGGCCCGGGGCCUGGCGACAGUGGCUCUUCCCCAGAACGCGGUGAUCGUCAUGACGACGGCGCCGCUCCCUGGCAAAAGUGGUGGCGUUGGCGGCUCCAACGGAGGGGAGGAUGCUCAGGGCGAGCGUGUGACGUCGCGCCUCUCACUCACGCCAGGCGGACGCCUGGUGCUGUCGCCCGUCCCCCCCAAGCCCGACACUCCCUCUCCGCCGACUGUCGCCGUCGGCAACCCGGCCAGCCCCGUGCCCCCCUCGGCGUCUGUCUCCCAGACGCCCGGGGUCGCGACCCUCUCGCUCACGCUCCUCCCCAGCCCUGUGAUUGGAGGGCUCCUGCUGACGGACCGCCUCCUGUCCGAGGCCCCCGCCCCUCUCCUCCAACCCCCUCCUCUCUCCUCCACCACUUCCUCCUCUUCCCCCUCCUCUUCCUCCCCCUCUCCUUCUCUCCUCCCUCCAGCUCCCCCUCCUCCCUCGCUCCUGCCCCCACCUCCUUCCCCUCCUGCACUCGUCUGCUCUCCUCCCUCCGUCCCGCUGAGCUUUGACCCCGACUCCUUCCUCAACAGCCCCAAGCAGGGGCAAACCUACGGAGGUCCCGCCCCAGCCUCCGCCCUCUCGCCUUCCUCCGCCUCUCCUCAGCCCCCGUCGCUUGCUCUCUCGCUCUCCCCUUCCUCCCCGCCCUCCUCUCUCUCAUCCCUCUCUUCAGACACCGAGCGGAAGAGCGGCGACCGGGAGGCACACCCCCUCGUCACCUCCUCGGUGUCCUCUUCCUCCUCCUCAUCCUCCUCCUCCUCUUCUCUCUCUCCGCCCCUGUCGAUGGCGCUCUCUCCGUCCCGCUCGGCCCCUUCGCUCCUGCCGCUGUCACUCGAGGCCUCGCUGGGCUUGGAUUCGCUGACACGGCCCCUAAGCCCCACCCCGGACUCCCAGCAGCCGCCACCAAAGCUCAGCCUGAUUCGCCGGAGCUCAUCCCCUGAACCUCUGGAGCUGUCGCCACGACAACCUUGCUCUGGAGAUGGCCAGAUGAUGGUGAUUGGACAGGAGCUCCACUCCCCCACCAAUCGGAUGUCGCCUCACCAGAAGCCCGCCCCCCAACUCAUGCCCAAUCAUCAAAAGCCUAACCAGCUGUCAGCCAAUCCGAUUUCAGCUCUCCAACAGCCAAACCACCAACUCAGCCAGCUGUCCACCAAUCCACUCCAAAGCACCCAGCUGUCAACCAAUCAGCUCUCACCCAAGCAGACACUGACCAAUCAGACGCAGGCAGAGCGUGAGAGUCAGGCUCAGGCUCAACUGCUGUUGCUGCAGCAACAGGGGCACAGCCGACAGCCGGCCGUCCUCCCGACGGCACACGGGACGCACGCUUUCACGCACUCGCUCACACACACCUUCGCCCACUCCUUCACACACUCCCUCCCCCAGCCGUCCGGCGUCGCUCCCCGCAACAUGCACCAGUGUCCACUCUCCAUGCCCGCAGCACACACACACAUGCACGCCCUCACACACUCACCGCCGGUGUUCUCAUCGACCGACCUAGGAGUGCGGGUGAAGGAGGAGCAGUCGUCACCCCUCUCACGCCCGCCUGCCGCCGGUAGCGGCGGCGACGACGACUUUGAGAGUGAGGAGACGCCCAUGGACACCCACGUGGCCCCCUCUCCGUCCACCUCCCCCUCCCCGUCCCCCACCGAGCACGUGCACCCCCACCACGCCCACGCCCACGGCCACCAGCAGGCGGUGGAGGCCGAGCUCUCGUUCGACAGCGCCUUCCCGGAGCUCUCGGAGCUGAUCACCGCCGAGGCGGCGGCCGCCGCCGCCGGAGUGGGCAGCGGUGGCAACAGCGGCGGCGUGGCGUCGGCGGUGUUGGUGGCGUCGGCCGGCGCCGGACCCGAGGUGUUCCCGGAGCGCUACGUGGUGCCCCCACAACCCUCGCCGUCCUCCGCCUUCAUCCCCUUCCCAGCUCACGCUGCCACCGCUGGCCCCGGGGCGGAUGCCCACGGCCGGCCCGCCAACAUCACCGACUUCAGCCCCGAGUGGUCUUACCCGGAGGGUGGUGUGAAGGUGUUGAUUACAGGCCCCUGGACUGAAGCUCGGGGCCGCUACCUGUGUGUGUUUGACCAGACCACCGUACCUGCCUCACUCAUCCAGCCUGGGGUGCUGCGAUGCUACUGCCCAGCACACGAGGCUGGGCUGGUGGCCCUGCACGUUCUGGAGGACUCUGGAGCCGUCUCCUCUUCUGUGCUGUUUGAGUACCGCGCCAGAAACGCAUCAUCACUGCCCAGCUCUCAGCUCGACUGGCUCUCCCUGGACGAUAAUCAGUUCCGUAUGUCCAUACUGGAGCGCCUGGAGCAGAUGGAGAGGAGGAUGGCAGAAAUGUCCACUACCCAGCAGCAGCAGAGCCUCCAACAGCUAUCCCAUCAGCCCGUGCAGCAAAGCGCGCCACCGCCCACCGCCGCCACAUCUGACGAGGAUACACAGUCGGGCCCAUGGUUUGAGCGGCGCAUCGUGGGGGUGUGUGAGCGCAUGAUGGCAGGAGGGAGGUGGGGAGGCGGAGGAGGAGGAGGUGGCAGUGAGCGCCUUGUCCACUCCGUCCGCCACCGUGGCAUGACACUCCUGCACCUGGCCGCGGCACAGGGAUACACACAGCUGAUACGCACACUCAUCCAGUGGAGGAGUGUGAACUCCGACAGCCUGGAUCUAGAACAGGAAGUAGACCCUCUGAAUGUUGAUCACUUCUCCUGCACGCCACUGAUGUGGGCGUGUGCUCUGGGCCACCAGGCGGCAGCGGUGCUGCUCUACCGCUGGAGCUCCGUGGCGCUGGGCAUACCCGACUCGCUGGGCCGCCUGCCACUGGCCGUGGCGCGCUCGCGCGGGCACACGCGCCUCGCCCGCUGUCUGGAGGAGCUGCACGCGCACACCCAGCGGGCACAGGCCGACGCCAGCGCUAUGGCGCCGGCGACGGGACCCGUGCAGCAGGCGUCCGAGGAACAGGCACACCAGCCGGAGCUCGCCAUGAGCACGCACCAAGUGCCGGCUACGCCACCACAGCUGCCGCCCUCACCGCUCUCCACGAGCCCAGACACAGGUCUCAGCUCAUCCAGCAGCGUCCCGUCUCCCAGUGACCCUCCGUCCCCCUCCCCAAGCUCAGCGUACUCCAGCGGCUCCGUGCCGCUCGGCUCCCCGCCCGAGAGCCCGCCGGACCCCAUGGACACGUCAGCGCCCUCCUCCCCCUCCUCCGCCUCCUCCUCCUCCUCGCUCCCCUUCUCCCCCCUGCCCUCCUCCCUGCCGCUGGGCUGGGCGCAGGCGUACAGUGGCGGGGGGGUUCGAGGCUUGGCCCACGGGCGGCCCCCGGGUCCCAGGAGCGGCGCUGGCGCUGGCGGCGGCUUCUUCCUCAUGGACUACGAGCCGGCCUGCCCGCUGUCCCCACCGCCGCCCGCAGUGUCCCGCUCACCGCCGUUGCGGGCGCACGCACACUCGCCGUUCACGGCGCACGCACACUCGGAGUUCGAGGCGGAGUUGCUGAAUUACAGCGAGAAUGUGGAGAAUGAGGAAUACCUGCCCGCAGAAGUACUGCAGGUUGACAUGGCAACACUGGCGGAGCAGAUCAUCGAGGCUACACCUGAGCGCAUUAAACAGGAAGAGUUUCCUCGAGGGGCCGAGUCCCCGCUGAGGGAGAGGCAGGACAACUCAGCCGCCAUCCACGACACCAUGCCCUGGUUGGCCACUUACCUGGACACAGUGGACACAAUCCCUGCUCUGUCCCCUCCCAGGUGUGUGUCGCGCUCCCCGCAGACGCCGCCCUCUCCACUCAGUGCCCUGGCUCUGCAGCGGCUCCGGCCUCCCAGCAGCGCGGCCUGGGCAGAGUUCCUGAACGCCUCGGCCAACGGGAGGAUGGAGCGCGACUUCGCCCUGCUGACCCUGACGGACAGCGAGCAGAGGGAGCUGUAUGAGGCCGCCCGCAUCAUCCAGAACGCCUUCCGCAGAUACAAGGGGCGACGGUUAAAGGAACAGCAGGACAUGGCUGCAGCGGUCAUCCAACGUUGCUACAGGAAAUACAAGCAGCUAACAUGGAUAGCACUGAAGUAUGCGCUGUACAAGAAGAUGACACAGGCGGCCAUCUUGAUCCAGAGUAAAUUCCGCAGCUACUACGAGCAGAAGAAGUUCCAGCAGAGCCGGCGCGCCGCCGUGCUCAUCCAGCAGUACUACCGCAGCUACAAGGAGUACGAGCGCCUCAAGCAGGGGCCCCGGGGGGCCGGGCCCCUCAACCCAAAGAUGAAAGGCACAUUUCUGACUAAGAAGCAGGAUCAGGCAGCACGGAAGAUCAUGAGGUUCUUCAGACGCUGCAGGCACAGAAUUAAGGAAUUGAAGCAAAGCAAGGAGCUUGAGAGGAGGGGCCUUACAACCUAAGUCUCACAUGAGCCCACACAAACACACACACACACACACACACACACACACACACACACACGUGAAUGCACCUUUACACACAUACACCCAAACAUAAGCAAAUGCACCUUUACACACCCUUACAAGUGUAUCUAUUUACUGACAAUAUGGUUUACACCUUAGCACACAUUACACUUGGACACACAUUUUUGAAAAUGUUUGCACAAACACAUAAGAUGCACUCCUUGACACCUCUACACACACAUACGCAUACACAUAGGAACAGCUCCAUCCCCUCCUUUCACCAAAAGGAAAAGCGAGGGAUGACCACUAGCACUCUUCCACCUGCUGGACUCUUUCUUCCCUUCCUGUCUGACUUCAGCAGCUCUGCAUGCCAAAAGAGAGGAGCUGUCCUCAUCCCUCUCUUCCUACCCUCUUCUCUGCAUCUCUCCAUCUUUACACAGCCCAGCCCAGCCCAGCCCAGCCCUGGCCUGCCCUGCCUCCCCCUCAUGCCCUUGCUUGUGGCUUUGCCUUCACGUGUGCGGUUGCUCCCCGGAGAUGCUGAAUGGGAGGAUGAACUGGGAGAGGGAGAGAACUGCGAGAGAGACAACAAAAGACAAGCGCAGAGAUGACGAAGACUGACUGAAAGAGUGUGUGUGUGAGAGAAAGACAGGGAGGGAGGAGCGUGGGGUGAAGUUGACCCCGAGCCUUACUGAGAUUUUCAUUGUCGGAAACAGGGGAGUGAGGAAAACAAAAAGCAAAAGAGAAAGAGACUGCAGACUAUCGCUUUACCUGCUCAGACUUGUUUGGAUUUAUUUCUUUCCAUCGCAGCUUUUCACAGAAUGUAUUGUACUUUUGAAGUAUACAAAUCUUACGAAACCUCUAUAAAAACAUAUAUAUAUAUAUAUAUAUAUAUAUACAUACAUAAAUAUAUAUAUAUACCCAUCCAACAUAUAUAUAUAUAUAUAUAUAUAUAUAUAUAUAUAUAUAUAUAUAUAUAUAUUCUACUUGAUGCGUAUAUAUUCUGAAGAUGAUGAAUUUCUUGAUGUCUUUAAUAUUGUCUUAUUUAUGGAGAAAUAUGAGGCAUGUUUUCUAACUCCGUUUUUUGUUUACUUCCCUCUGUCUGGUGGGGGAGGGGCUAAAUUGAUAGUGUGAGUGAGAGAGAGAGA
Molecule: messenger RNA, 6722 nt
Organism: Alosa sapidissima (American shad)
Lineage: Eukaryota; Metazoa; Chordata; Actinopteri; Clupeiformes; Clupeidae
Gene: camta2
Product: calmodulin binding transcription activator 2
Exons: 23
Coding region: 121-5574 (1817 amino acids)
Biological process (GO): regulation of transcription by RNA polymerase II
Cellular component (GO): nucleus
Molecular function (GO): protein binding; transcription coregulator activity; double-stranded DNA binding
Source: RefSeq, a predicted model, not a curated record